GCUGUGAGGAACUCAGAGACACGGUUUCUGAAACUGCGCAGUUUUUUUAGAGGAAGAUGGAGAACCCACUUCUCUUAUUCCCCCAACUCAACAUUUCUGCUUCAAAGGAUAAAUCCUAUUACAAAGUCGUGAAGCCAGCAAUUAAAGAAGAGCACCAUAAAGCAAGCAAGCCUGGAGCUAAGCAGAAGAGAAAUAGGCUGAGCCUUCUGCUGCAGAAAUCUGAAUUCCAUGAAGGUGAUCAUCUUGGUAAACCUGGAAACUUGACAAAAGCAGCAAGUGUGUCUCCUGAAGAAGCAGUGAAAUGGGGAGAAUCUUUUGACAAACUUCUUUCUGAGAAAGCCGGAUUGGAUGCCUUUACGAAGUUUCUGAAAACUGAGUUCAGCGAGGAGAACAUCGAGUUCUGGAUAGCUUGCGAGGAUUACAAGAAGAGCAAAACUGCACAUGAGCUUUUGCCAAAAGCUAAAACUAUUUAUGAAACAUUCAUACGGAAGGAUGCUCCAAAAGAGGUGAAUUUGGACUUUCAAACCAAAGAAGUCACAAGUCAGAGUAUUGAACAGCCCAUCAUCACCACCUUUGAUGCAGCACAGAACACAGUCUACAGGCUGAUGGAGCAAGACAGCUACCCACGCUUCCUGAGAUCUGAUCCUUAUCUAAAUCUGGUUAAGGGGAGGAAUCCCAGCCGUCCUGGUCUUAGGAGACGAUCCCGGUCUUUUACUGUCAAUGAUUUCCAGGGUGUACGACCAGACUUUACCGUUUGGUAACAGGGA
Molecule: messenger RNA, 767 nt
Organism: Pterocles gutturalis (yellow-throated sandgrouse)
Lineage: Eukaryota; Metazoa; Chordata; Aves; Pterocliformes; Pteroclidae
Gene: RGS18
Product: regulator of G-protein signaling 18
Exons: 5
Coding region: 57-761 (234 amino acids)
Source: RefSeq, a predicted model, not a curated record